GGGAGGUGGAGAAGGCGGUGCAUGGUGCUCAGAGCCUCCAUUUCAGAUGGCGUGAACUGCUGCAGGAAGGGGGCGGAGCCUCCAAAGAGGAAAUAGACUGGACAACCAAUGAGCUGAGGAACAGCCUGCGCUCCAUCGACUGGGACCUGGAGGACCUCGACGAGACCAUCAGCAUCGUGGAGUCCAACCCUAAGAAGUUCAACCUGGAUGCUGCUGAGCUGACGAAG
Austrofundulus limnaeus is the source of this 227-nucleotide messenger RNA. RefSeq names its product syntaxin-6. The record is from RefSeq and is a predicted model, not a curated record. Gene Ontology annotation, cellular component: membrane. Gene Ontology annotation, biological process: Golgi vesicle transport. NCBI's taxonomy places the organism in Eukaryota, Metazoa, Chordata, Actinopteri, Cyprinodontiformes, Rivulidae.